GUAGUGUCCCAUCACUAGCUGCUGGCCUUUUCUUUGGGAGCUUAGCUGGACUGGGUGCCUAUCAGCUCUCACAGAAUCCAAGUAAUGUUUGGAUUUCUCUGAUUACAUCUGGAACACUGACUGCUGUCAUGGGAACAAGAUUUUACAACUCUGGCAAAUUCAUGCCUGCAGGACUGAUUGCUGGUGUCAGUUUGCUGAUGGUUGGAAGAUUAGCACUGAAGAUGAUGGAGAAGCCCCAUGAUAAGUAA
Merops nubicus (carmine bee-eater) is the source of this 248-nucleotide messenger RNA. Its product is annotated as transmembrane protein 14C-like. The record is from RefSeq and is a predicted model, not a curated record. Lineage: Eukaryota; Metazoa; Chordata; Aves; Coraciiformes; Meropidae. Gene Ontology annotation, cellular component: mitochondrial membrane. The transcript has 3 exons. Gene Ontology annotation, biological process: regulation of heme biosynthetic process. The annotation marks the transcript as partial.